Molecule: messenger RNA, 2621 nt
Organism: Paramuricea clavata
Lineage: Eukaryota; Metazoa; Cnidaria; Anthozoa; Malacalcyonacea; Plexauridae
Source: the annotation of a GenBank genome assembly
AAGCUAAAUUUGUAUGUGGUCGAAACAAAGGGGCCUGCCCUUUUUGGUCGAGACUGGCUAGGAAAGAUCACACUAGAUUGGAAAGCAAUCAACACAUUGGCAACCACACCACCAGGAAAUCCAUCAACCCGAUUACAAGAGAUCCUCGAAAAGUAUGGUGAUGUUUUCGAAGACGAUAUUGGUCUGCUAAAGACUACCAAAGCAAAGCUGAACCUGAAAGAAAACAGCCAGCCAAAGUUCUGCAAAGCAAGACAAGUACCAUAUGCUCUGCGACCAAAAGUUGAGGUUGAGUUGACCAAGUUGCAGAAUGAUGGCAUCUUGACCAAAGUUGAUUGGAGUGAACGGGCAACCCCGGUUGUUCCAGUGAUAAAGAAGAAUGGCAAUGUUCGAUUGUGUGGUGAUUUCAAGCAAACCAUCAAUCCAGUCUUGCACGUUAAUUCAUUGGUUCAUUGGUAUGAAACCAGGGUGGCCUUUCCUUCUCUCUCCUUUUUCUCUCUACGUUUCGUAUCCCUUCUCUUGCUAUUUCACCCCCUUUUUUAGUUCCUAUAAUCAUCUUGCCAUAAUCUAUCACGUAUAUGCAGUCUAUACUAUUGAAGUUGGAGUAAAUAACAAUAAAUUUGAAUACUGGUCCUCCAAUUAUUUAGGUUACACAAUGUCUCACACCAGUACUUGUCCCAUUACCUAUUUACACCAAAACAAUACCCUCUCCCAAGGAUUGAUGCUAUUUUCGCCUCCCUCGGCGGUGGGCAAAAGUUCAGCAAGAUUGAUCUGCGACAGGCGUAUUUACAGAUGGAAAUGGAAGAAGAGUCAAAGAAAUUCCUAACAAUUAAUACCCAUAAAGGAUUAUUCCAAUACAAUUGGCUUGUAUUUAGUGUAGCAUCUGCCCCCGCAAUGUGGCAACAAGCUAUUGAACAGAAGCUAUUGGAAAAAGCAAGAAGCUAUUGCAACAAGCUAUUGGAUCAGAUAUUGGAAGGAAUUCCCCAUGUGCAAUGUAUCCUUGAUGACAUGAUCAUAUCUGGUGCAACCGACCAAGAGCAUCUUGACAACCUAGAAGAAGUUCUCAGUCGACUUAGUGAACAUGGUCUCAGAGCCAACAGCAGUAAGUGCGAAUUCUUCAAAGAAAGAAUCGAGUUCUGUGGUCACGAGAUCAGCAAGCUGGGUCUGCACAAGUCCCAACAGAAAGUGAAUGCUGUGAUAAAUGCACCACGUCCUGAGAAUGUUUCCCAAGUUCGUUCCUUUGUUGGUCUUAUUAAUUAUUACCACGAUUUCCUUCCAAACCUUUCUACCUUACUUCAACCACUAAACCAGUUGCUCGAAAAAGAGAGACGGUGGAAAUGGACCUUGGAAUGUGAGCAAGCUUUUCUGAAAGCAAAGGAGUUAAUUGCAUCCGAGGAAGUCCUUGCACAUUAUGACCCUCAACGCCCAAUCAAGUUAGAAUGCGAUGCAUCUCCGUAUGGGUUGGGGCCAGCUUUAACACAAGUCAUGGGUGAUAAUACUGAAUGACCAAUAGCUUAUGCUUCAAGGUCCCUUACAAAAACUGAAAAACUAUUCUCAGAUAGAUAAGGAAGCAUUGGCUUUAGUAUGGGGUGUGAAGAAAUUCCAUACUUACAUAUUUGCACGACAUUUCACCCUGCGAACAGAUCAUAAACCAUUGACAGCAAUUUUCAGUCCAACCAAGGCUAUACCAGCAACGACUGCUGCUCGAGUCCAACGAUAUGCACUAUUCCUUUCAGGGUUUGACUACGAGAUUGAACACCGUAGUUCAACACAGCAUUGUAAUGCAGAUGGAUUGUCCCGUUUACCUCUAGCAACAACUGAAGAUGAAGAAAAUCAGUCUGUUGACCCGGUUGAGGCAUUUCAUGUGUCACAGUUCAGCAUGUUUCCUGUAACUUGGCAGCAAGUACGCAAAGCAACCCAACGAGAUUCUACCCUCGCCCAAGUGUAUGAGCAUGUCAUGAAAGGCUGGCAUGAAAAUAAAGACACCAACCUGCAACCCUUUUAUUCUCGAAGAAACGAACUAACUAUGCACCAAGGAUGUAUUACGUGGGGGAGCAGAGUUGUCAUUCCCACAAAGUUACGAAGCGAAGUACUACAAGUAUUACACGAAAGUCAUGUUUGUGUGGUUAGAAUGAAAGCUCUGGCUAGAAGUUACGUUUGGUGGCCAGGAAUUGAUUUGGAGAUUGAAAGGAUGCAGUGGUUGCCAGCGGGUUCAACAUGCCCCCAAAUGCUCACCAUUACACCCAUGCGAGUGGCCAUCUACCCCCUGGCAACGUAUUCAUGUCGAUUUUGCAAGACCAUUCCUUGCAAUGAUAUUUUUAGUGAUUGUUGACGUUCAUUCAAAAUGGCGAGAGGUAAUAAUCAUGCACUCGAAAACAACCACCUCCAAAACUGUCGAAGCCCUGCAAACAGUGUUUGCUCGAAAUGGGUUACCAAAACUAUUGGUUAGCGAUAAUGGCCCUCAAUUCACUGCAGAAGAAUUCCAGCUAUUUCUAAAGAAAAACGGAGUUAAACACGUAACUUCAGCACCAUAUCAUCCAGCCACCAACGGCUUAGCAGAAAGAUUCAUUCAAACCAUGAAACAAUCUUUGACUUCAAUGAAGGAAGACCUUGGCUCCACGUAG